UUACGCUUCGCCAGUAACUGAAGAAGAACCGGUCAAAACAUCACGUGAUUCAAAUAAACAAGGAUAAAAACAUUUAAGGAAGUGCAGAAAUAUCUAUAUUUUGAAGGAAAUAUUUUGCAGAAAUAUUUUGUAUAUUGGGGUAUAGUCGAACACAAAUGUAUUUAGCCUUUUCCUGCUUCUGUGCUGUAACGUUAUCUGGCAUGUGACUGAUGGAUGAAUGAGCUGGCUACUAAACUAUAGUAAAGCCUCCGAUAAUAAAUAGCUAUAAAGAAGAUAUCGAUUAACCAUGCGGAGAAGACCACAGUCUGCAACUUUCACAUCGGCAUUUCUGAGCAGGGCAGGAAGUGAGAAGACUACAGCAGCAGCCACACCACGCUCCCAGUUUCACACAGAUCUAUGGCUCUGUUUCACUGUGCAAAACUGGAUACUGGACUUUGGAAGGCCAAUCGCUAUGAUCAUAAUGCCCCUGGAAUGGUUUCCUCUUAAUAAGCCAAGUGUUGGAGAUUAUUUUCACAUGGCAUAUAAUGUCAUUACGCCAUUCUUACUACUGAAGCUUAUUGAGCGGAGUCCCACGGCCCUUCCUCGCUCUGCUGUUUACCUCAGCAUCAUCACCUUUGUCAUGGGCGCAAGCAUACACCUGGUGGGAGACUCUAUUAACCAUCGUCUCAUCCUCAGCGGAUACCAGCUUCAUCUGUCUGUCAGAGAAAACCCCAUUAUCAAGGAUCUGAAGCCUGCUUCACUGAUCGACUCCUUUGAACUUCUGUAUUACUAUGAUGAACACCUAGGGCAUUCCAUGUGGUAUAUCCCAUUCUUCCUCAUCAUCUUCUUGUAUUUCACUGGCUGCUUUACACAAGUUAAAGAUGAGAAGAUGAGCACCUCAGGUUGGCUGCUGCUUGGCCCCAGCGCUGUGUAUUAUUGGUAUCUGAUUACUGAGGGGCAGAUCUUUGUCCUGUAUGUCUUCACCUUUUUUGCUAUGGUUGCCACUGUGAUGCGACAGAGGCGGAUGGGCUUCGUGCUUGACAGCAAUGGUCGUUUCCUCUUUUAUAACUUCAUCAUUACUCUGGGAUUGGUUCUGGUUUGGGUUGCAUAUCUGUGGAAUGAUAAAGUGUUACGCAAAAAGUAUCCCGGUAUCAUCUACGUCCCAGAGCCUUGGUCCUUCUAUACGUUACACAUCAAAGGCAGUUAAAUAUAACAGCAAAUCUCAACUACAUUUCAAACAAAUGGUUCUUUGACCAAAUUUAAUGGCACUAAAAAAUGAAUUAAUAUGUAGUCAGCACAGUAGCCUAGCGGUUAGCACGCUGACAUAUGGUGCAGUAGCGCUUUAGGGCGUCCUGAGUUCGAAUCCAGGCUCGAUGACAUUUCCCGUCCCUUCCCCGUCUCUCUCCCUCUUCACUUCCUGUCUAUAAUACUGUCCUUAAUAAAUGUACUUAAUAAAGGCAUAAAAAGCCAAAAAUAAAUCUUUUUAAAAAAUGUAAAGAUGACUGUUACUUUUAAGAAUCUUUACAAGGCAAGCAAGACAAUGCUAUGUUUGCCAUUUUAGUGUACUGAAAAACAAAGAGAUAUCUUUAUUGCGGCUGUAUGUCAAAUUGUUGUUUUUAUACCCUUGUUUGGUUUGUACUUCCCAAAUAUAUGAGUGUUAUAAGUCAGUGUGUGUGGUUACGAGCUAAAUGCUACCUACAGUAUACUGACCUACUUGAAAACCAUGGCUGUUAUGUCCUUGUUUUAUCUAAAUAAAGUUUGUACACCCUAUUUA
Danio rerio (zebrafish) is the source of this 1753-nucleotide messenger RNA. The record is from RefSeq and is a predicted model, not a curated record. NCBI's taxonomy places the organism in Eukaryota, Metazoa, Chordata, Actinopteri, Cypriniformes, Danionidae.